Sycon ciliatum is the source of this 2786-nucleotide messenger RNA. Its product is annotated as sushi, von Willebrand factor type A, EGF and pentraxin domain-containing protein 1-like. The record is from RefSeq and is a predicted model, not a curated record. Lineage: Eukaryota; Metazoa; Porifera; Calcarea; Leucosolenida; Sycettidae. The coding region runs from base 1 to 2769 and encodes 922 amino acids. The transcript is spliced from 11 exons.
AUGGUGAUGUCAUGUGGUGUGCUCCUAAACACAGCAUACGACUGCCCGGCACCGAGUCUAACCAACGGGCUCAUCAACGGCGAUGCGCCUCACUACACCGCUGCCUGUAACAAUGGAUUCAGGCUAGCCGGGCGCCCCAAUGUAACAUGUGAAAGUAAUGUGAACACGACAACCCUUCCUACUUGCAUAGUAAUCCAUUGCCCGCGUCUGAGCAUCAGCAACGCCCUAUUCAACUCAACUGCAACAGCAUCCGGCGUGGUCGUGACAGUAGCAUGCUCCUCUGGCCAUCAGCUAAUCGGGCCAAAAACAGCAAUAUGCAUGGCGGGUAGCUGGUCCACGCUACCGAUUUGUACAAAUGCAACAUGCAGUGCUUUGCCGAGCAUCGCUAACGGUGCUAUUGUGAAACACAGCACAGUGCCAUUGACCACAGGUGCUGUCGGAUUCGUCAGAUGCAAUGAAGGGUACAAGUUAGAAGGGCGUAACAUGGUAAUCUGCCAGUCCAGCAGGCGCUGGUCACGAAGACCUGAAUGCAAAGAGAUAACAUGUCCGCGCCUGUCGUUCGGUCCCAAGAGUGCAAAUGUAUCAGCUGGAGGCACUGCUUUCCUGGAAAUCCGGCACUUUUCCUGCCAUCUUGGAUACGAAAUGACAGGUGCUAGUGCUAUCGUGUGUGGACCGAAUGGAAGAUGGUCGGCAAAUCCACCAAUUUGUACCAAAAUAACAUGCGGCUCUGCACCGACCGCUCCCGCAAAUGGACAACUAUCCUCUGGUGAUGAUAGCGUUCCAUCAGUGCGCAUCUACUCAUGCCAACUGGGGUACAGACUUGUCGGUGUUGGCACUACCACCUGCCUUUCAAAUCGAACAUGGUCCGGGAGGCCACCAACGUGCGAGCCUCGACCCUGCCCUGGCUCACCGACUAUCGCCAACGCAGUGGUCAUACAUAACUCGUCAAAAUCCUAUGCGUACGGUGACAGCGUGUUUGUAGAGUGUAAUGAUGGGUACACUGGCAGUGACAAUAUCACAUGUACGGCUGCUGGGAAUUGGACCGAAUUGACAUGCAUUGCUCGCACGUGCACAAUGCUGGCCAAACCGAUCAAUGGAAUGGUUUAUGUGAGUGGAAACACGUCCGGCUCAGUAGCCUCAUUUACGUGCGAAGCUGGUUAUAACCUCAUAGGGCUGCCCGCUUUAACAUGUACAGAUAAUGGCCUCUGGUCUUCAAUCAAUCCCACCUGCACCCGAGUUACUUGUCCGCCGUUGCAAAACUUCACGAAUGGCUUUCUGGUAACGGGAGGUGAUGACUUUCAAUCAGUGCGAGAAUACAAAUGCCAAGAUAGAUUUGUCUUAUCCGGCUAUGCAACAUCGACGUGUCUUCUGAACGGAACAUGGUCAUCAACAACACCCAUUUGCUAUCCGAUGGUUACAUGUCCAGCCGUAACUAUCACCAACGGCUUGUCUUACCCUGGUCAUGUGAGUGUAAACAGCGUGCGAUCUGUCGUCUGCAAUGACGGUUAUCAGCUGAGUGGCGACAAGGCAAUGGUUUGCAUGCCGGCAGGCAACUGGUCUAAUGUUCCACGAUGUACAAAGAAAGCAACAUGUGCCAUGAUUCCGGUCGGGGAUGGUAAUCUCACACUGUCUUCAACUGAAGUGUACAGUAUUGCUCAUGUGACAUGCAAUAGAGGAUACAAAGUCAAUGGAAGUAGCAUCAUUGUCUGUCUGUCCAAUGGGAGCUGGUCUGACAGCCCAUACUGCGUUGAUAAAUCACGAACAGGCACAUUCAAUAAUGCGGCGGCGUCGAAGUCUACACAGAACCUCAUCAUGAUAAUAGCAUUCCCAAUACUGGCUGCAAUGGCGUUCGUCUUCAUCCUCCAGUUCACACGGCGACAUUGGUCAUGUACCCCAAGCCCUCCGGAUAAGCUCACACUUACCAACCGUACAAGUGCAGGUCCUUUUCAGAUGGAGGAACACAAAACUGCGGCUAACUCAAGUUUCAGAGCAACACCUGACUCCUUACGCACCACUCACUCUCAUUCAGGAAAGGAUGCUCGUUCGGCCAACCACUGGGCAAAGGUGAAAGGCUCCCUGCAUUCCGAAAGAGAAAAAUGCUCACGGGUAGAUUCGUUCUCUGCAGGCCAGACGGGAAAUGGGACCUCACAGGCGGAACUGUGCGCUCAGGACAGCAUAUACUCUAUGACAGAUGUGUACACUGGUGUGCCGAAUGGCAACAAGGAUGCUCAACGCAGCAGCCUCAGGAUUCGGCCCAGCAUGUAUUCCCAGUCGAAGAUGGUGCUCUCCCCACAGGCAUCCCGUGGAUCACCUUCUUCUCACGCUCUGUGCACACAGCAGAGCCUGAUCUCCCAUUCUGAUUUAUACUCUCAGGCGAGCUCAGCCCACGAGGACGGGGAGACUGAUGUGGGUGUUUACGCAGACACGCAACAGCAGGACAGCGGGUACUCCCCUAUAGUGAAAAGAACAUCUGGAGACGUUCACACUGACAAGCGGGCCACUCUUGUCACAAUGCACUCCCAGACUGAUGUCUACUCAGCAAUAACCAAGGGAACGGAUGUGGGUUGCUCUCAACUGGACAAGGACAUUGAAACUGACCUGCAGUCUCUGGACGACGUGUAUACUACAGUUGUGAAAGGCACGGGAACCCCAAUACACCGGACGUCCACCAGGAGACUCCCAGAACGCCGAAUUUCCAACGACACAGCGUCGUCAGCAAAAACUGACGACCUUAGCGCAUACGCCACUCUUGAUAAAGUCUUGCAAUGAGGCUGCACGAAGUAGCC